This is a messenger RNA of Enhydra lutris kenyoni (northern sea otter), 2734 nucleotides long. RefSeq names its product FAST kinase domains 3 (gene FASTKD3). NCBI's taxonomy places the organism in Eukaryota, Metazoa, Chordata, Mammalia, Carnivora, Mustelidae. Gene Ontology annotation, molecular function: RNA binding. Gene Ontology annotation, biological process: regulation of mitochondrial mRNA stability; mitochondrial RNA processing. The coding region runs from base 102 to 2090 and encodes 662 amino acids. The record is from RefSeq and is a predicted model, not a curated record. Gene Ontology annotation, cellular component: mitochondrial matrix; ribonucleoprotein granule. The transcript has 5 exons.
ACGAGGUUCCGGUGGCUCGGCGCCGCUCGGAGCUCCCGCGGUCUGAGCGCCGUAGGUGUCCCAGCCUGUUGUAAAUCAAGAAGAGUGGAGGAUCUGAUGACAUGGCCUUAAUUACCUUGUGGAGGAACCUUUGCCAUUUGUCUGAUUUUCGGAUCCACGGAGCUCUGGCCGCUCUGAAAAACCAUCCUAUAAUUCAUGUUCACAAGGUAGCCGAGGAGCGUCUGUGUCCGUGGUUCUGUUCACCGCAGGCUGAGCCUCUCGGGGUCAGGUUCCAUCACAGCUGUUGUAAAAACUUCCAUUCAGAAAACGGAAAUGACCUUCAUCCGGCUGGUGAGCCCGUGUUCUCUGAAGCACAUGUCUGGGAUAGGCCUGAACAAAGUCUUACAAGUGUGGAUGAGCCGACGUUUUACAGGAGACUAAACAGCUUCACGUCCUCAGAAGAAGUGUUGAGUUUUAUAAGCUGCAAACUGCAGACUUUGCCUGAUACUCUAGCAGCAGGCGCCUUACAGCGGAUUUGUGAAGUGGGGAGAAAAGAUGGUGAUGAAAAGCUGCCAAAAGAAAUACUAAAGAACCGUGUCUUUCAGGCGCUGUGCAUUCAGUGUGAACAGGAACCUUCAGGUCUGCCGGACACGGUUUUGGUGACCACUUUGCAAGCUCUGACUCUGUUGCAUGUGGAUCCCCACAGAGGCUUGGUUCUGAGCCUGGUGGCAGAAUGCCAGCGUCGCCUCAAAGGGGGUGGCCUGGAAGUCCACAGUCUUUGUAUUCUUGGGGAAAGUCUGAUCAUACUGCAGGGGCCGGGCUGCGCGACGCUAGAACUGGUGAUAGGUCAGCUGAAAAGGGAAAAGUUGGAAGAAUUUACCCCUGAGGAUAUCGUGGCUCUUUAUAGAAUCCUGCAGGCUUGUACUGAAAAAGUGGGCCAACACCAAGCAUUUCUUAAUAAGCUAAACAACUUUUCUCUGUCUGUAGUUUACAGCUUGACUCCAACAUCAAUGAGCCAAAUCCUCAGUGCCCUGGUGGUUCUUGAUCAAACCCAGGCACUUCCUCUGGUUAUAAAAUUGGGAAAAUAUGUUGUGAGGCAUAUCCCUCGUUUUACUAAUGAAGAGCUCAGAAAAGUCUUAGAGGCUUUCAUAUACUUUGGGCACAACGACAGAUUUUUUACAAAAGCCCUCGAGCAGCAUGUAGCCUCAGUGUGUCUCACUUUGGAUCCUGAGGUUGUCAGCAAGGUCACGGAGUACUGCGGUAGGAAGCGGAUUCUUUCAAAACCCAUCCUCGAUGCAGUGGCAGAAACCUUUGUUUGCCAAUCAGAAAAAUUUUCACCUCAUCAGAUCUCUGAGUUAAUCGAACCAUUUGGAAAACUCAAUUACUUGCCCCCGAAUGCCUCUGCUUUCUUUAGAAAGCUAGAAGACACGUUGCUCACUCAUUUCAAUUAUUUUCCACCCAAAACACUACUGAAAAUUCUCCAUUCAUGUUCACUAAUUGAAUGCCAUCCGGUCAACUUCAUGGCAAAAAUAUUCAGCCCUUAUUUUCUUCAAAAGCUGCAAGGUGAAGAAUCCUAUUUGGACAGACUGAGCCUCGCACAGCUGACCCAACUGUUCUUAACCUCGGUCCUAGAAUGCCCUUUCUAUAAGGGUCAGAAACUUCUUCCUAAAUACCGAGUGAGAUCAUUUCUUACUCCAUGUUCUUCCCUGGAGACGCCUGUGGAUUUCCAGCUUUACAAAUUUGUGAAGAUUGGACUGGUUGACCUUUUGGGAGCAAGAUUGUAUUUUGCUCCGAAAGUGUUAACGCCGUAUUGUUACACAAUAGGUGAUCAUAGCUCACCUUCUUCACAUGGGCUCUUUCUACAGAAGGAAUGGCAGGAUGUCAGAGGGAAGGAAGCGGUGGUCCACUGUGCCCGGCGACCACACAUCAGGGUGCAGGAGGCUUUGCUCUGGGAGGCUCUGGGAGCCGCAGUGAUGAAAGUUUUAACUUGCGGAGGUUAUACUCCUGCUUCGCUUAAAGGGCUUCCUUCACUCUCUGGGUUGAAGGAUUCCUGCCACUUUCUACAGAAGGAGAAGAAGAAAGGCAAGGUUCUUGUCAUGCCCGGUAUCUAGAGGACUCCACUCCUGGUUUUCUCAUGGCGGAGCAUCCUUAACUUAAGGCUGACUUGGGUGAUUGUAGAGCUGGUUAAAGUGAAAUUCUCACCAUGGUCUGGUAUGGUCAUUACUUCGCAGACUUCAGCCCGGCUGGUCCAUCACAGUGUGGAAGAAUUCAGAACAGAAGGAGGAGGAGGACAGGCAUGUAGUGUUUGUGAGGGUAUCACACGGAGAAUGUUUCCUUUCUUCUCUUACCAGAUGUUGAAAUUAAAUUAGACGAAGAAGGAUUAGUACUGCCAUUUACAGUCAAUGAAGAUGUGCAUAAGAGGUAAAACUGGUGUGGUUUGAUGUGGCGAGACUCGGCAGGCUUGGUAACCGAUGCUGUUUUCCCAGGGUGGGAGAGUAGACGAGGUUCUAGAAGUGAAGACACUGGCAUGCAGCAUCCCGAUUGUGGAAAUUCCGUGUAACAUAGACAUUCAUGUUAAUAAACUUGAGUGCCGUUGCAACACAGGAAAGGAUAGCACAUCCGUGAGUGACUGAAAAUAAUGCCGACAUAGAGGAAUAACCGAAUCCCAAGCGAAUCUGUGCCACUAAGAAUAUAUAAGUAUUUUGGAUUGUCUUAAAAAUUAAAUUUCUCCCUCUUAUCAGAUAAAGAGCUAGUA